AUGUUGACUGAACUGUUGCAGAGCUACUAUGAGUGGGCCAACACUACGGAAAUCAAGCUUCUUGACUGGGUCGACCCUGAAGGAGGCUGGAAAGUCCAUCCCAUGGCUGAUUACCCGCUGGCCAACUUUGCGAGCGUCUACGCCAUCUGUAUUGGCUACCUGCUCUUUGUCAUCUUUGGCACGGCACUGAUGAAAAUGGGCAUCCCCGCUAUCAAUACCAGCCCACUUCAGUUCAUCUAUAACCCUAUACAGGUUAUCGCUUGCUCUUACAUGUGCGUGGAGGCCGCUAUCCAAGCCUAUCGCAAUGGGUACUCACCGGCUCCAUGCAACGCCUUCCAGGCGACUGCUCCGGUUAUGGGCAACGUGCUCUACCUCUUUUACCUUUCCAAGAUGCUCGAUCUGUGUGAUACGGUAUUCAUCAUUCUUGGCAAGAAAUGGAAACAGCUUUCUAUACUGCACGUAUAUCACCACCUCACCGUACUUUUUGUCUACUAUGUGACAUUCCGUGCUGCCCAAGACGGUGACUCGUAUGUCACCAUUGUGCUCAACGGCUUUGUGCAUACGAUCAUGUACACAUACUAUUUUGUCAGUGCUCACACGCGCAAUAUUUGGUGGAAAAAGUAUCUCACGCGUAUACAGCUUAUUCAAUUCAUAACUAUGAAUGUUCAAGGUUACCUGACGUAUUCUCGCCAAUGCCCUGGCAUGCCUCCAAAAGUGCCUCUUAUGUACCUCGUGUACGUGCAGUCACUCUUCUGGCUUUUCAUGAAUUUCUACAUUCGCGCGUAUGUGUUCGGUCCGAAGAAGUUAGCUGUGGAGGAUUCUAAAAAGAAGAGUUAA
This is a messenger RNA of Plasmopara halstedii, 837 nucleotides long. Its product is annotated as elongation of very long chain fatty acids. Bases 1 to 837 code for a protein of 278 amino acids. Gene Ontology annotation, molecular function: fatty acid elongase activity. Gene Ontology annotation, biological process: fatty acid elongation, polyunsaturated fatty acid; fatty acid elongation, monounsaturated fatty acid; very long-chain fatty acid biosynthetic process. Gene Ontology annotation, cellular component: endoplasmic reticulum membrane. The record is from RefSeq and is a predicted model, not a curated record. Lineage: Eukaryota; Oomycota; Peronosporomycetes; Peronosporales; Peronosporaceae. The transcript has 2 exons.